GGCCCCGCCCCCCGCGCUCCGCUUAAAGGAGCCGUCACCGCGCUCGCGUCCCCCUCGGCUUCCCCGCCCCGCUGUGCCCCGCCGCGCCCGUCCCCGCCGGCGCGGGGCCCGCUCCUGGCGAGGCGGCGGUGGCGGCCGGCGGCGCGGCGCCGCCAUGGCGCUGGAAGCGGAGGCGACCGGGGCGCCGCUGAGCUCUUUCCUGAGGGACUUCCCGUCUCCGCUGGGCCCGGGGGAGCCGCUGCCGUGGAGCUCCGCGGGCAGCGGCGCCCUGAGCCGCGCCGAGGUGCCGGGGGCGCUGGCCGAGCUGGCGAGGGGCCUCUUCGGCGGCAGAGGUGUCUCGCCACUUCUUGCAGCAUCAUUGAUCCAUGUUGCAGUUGAAGAAGUUCUCCGAAUAGACUUUACUGAAUUUAAGAAGCAAAGCGUGGAAACGGAGGAAGAAGGAGAUGAGGAAAGGUUCACCUUGCUGGAUGGAGACUCUUUGCAGCGUUGCUUCUUUAACAAGCUUCGGGAUGUCUGCUUUGAAUGGCAGAAGCAGUUGCCACCACUGAGACCACUGAAGCGUUUCCUGCUCGUUUCCAUCCAUGCCAUCCGUAACACUCGACGGAAAAUGGAGGACCGCCAUGUUUUGCUCCCAGAGUUCAAUCAGCUGUUUGGUUUAUCAGAUGACAUUGAUCGAGCUUACUUUGCCGUAUUUGAUGGCCAUGGUGGAGUGGAUGCUGCCAAUUAUUCAGCAACCCAUUUACAUGUAAAUGUUGGGCUACAUGAAGAGAUUGUUAAGAAUCCAGCUGAGGCCUUGAAAUGCUCUUUUCAGAAGACAGAUGAAAUGUUUCUUUUCAAAGCCAAAAGAGAGAGGCUGCGGAGUGGUACAACAGGUGUAUCUGCCUUGAUCGUAGGGAACAAGUUGCAUAUAGCCUGGCUUGGGGACUCGCAGGUUAUGCUGGUGCGGCAGGGAAAAGCUGUGACCUUAAUGGAACCUCACAAACCAGAAAGAGAAGAUGAGAAAGCCCGUAUUGAGGCUCUGGGUGGCUGUGUAACCUACAUGGACUGCUGGCGGGUUAACGGUACCUUAGCUGUUUCCAGAGCAAUUGGUGACCUGUAUCAGAAACCCUACAUCUCUGGUGAUGCAGAUGGAGAUUCACUUGAGCUGACUGGUUCUGAAGAUUACUUGCUCCUAGCCUGCGAUGGAUUCUUUGAUGCUAUCAAACCAUAUGAGGUUGUAGACUUGGUCCUAGAUCAUUUAAUGCAAACCAAAGGAGUAGGUCUCAAGGCAGCAGAAAGACUAGUGGCUGCUGCAAAGGAAAAUGGAUCCAGUGAUAACAUCACUGUUCUAGUGGUGUUCUUGAGGGACCCUCAGGACAUUUUGGCAGACUGUCUCAGAGACCCUAAGAGCCUUGGGGCUGGUGAGGAUGCUCGGAGCUCAGCCUUUAACUUCCUCAGCUGUGAGGCAGCAGCCACACAGUGACAGAAUCUGUUUAAUCCAGACCAUUGAAAUAAGUUAACUUAAGGAAUUGCUUUCCACUGAAGAAGCCUCUAAUAUAAUAGGCAAAACAUAAAAUGACAAAUGGACAAACAUUUAGCCAAAAAACAAGCCUCCUUUUAUUGAGUUCCCACUUAUCUUUUCUUCCCCUCCCUUCAAAAACUGCUGAGCAGGCUUGGAGAUUUGUGCAGCUAUUUUUUCCCUGGGAACAGAUUCUAAAGUGUGUCUCAGGGCUGCCGGUCAUAUCCUUCUGCCCUGGAAGUGGUAAGAAACCAUAAUAUGUAUAAGCUAAUGGGUGAGAAUGCUUAUUUGUGAAUUCUGAGUGAAACUUUAAAUUAGUGCUUAAAAAGACUGCUGUAUGUUAUAUUUAAUUUUGAUGUUACUUUGGGGAUUGGGAGGAGAGAAGCUGUACCAUCAAAGAGAAGCUUGUUACUGUGUGUGGCCUGUAGGAACAGGCUUGGUGUACCAGAGAACUGGGUGACCAGAAGUAGCAGCCCAUGUGUUGUAUUAGUUACUUUUGUUUCAUACCAAAGGUGAUAUUAAGAGAAUGUUGUGACCUCUUUCCUCAAACAGAGGUUAAAUUCUGUGUGUAUGAGGAGGGGAAAAUGAAGCUGAAUGCUCCAGAGAGAGAGAGCAAGAAAGCUAUCCAGAAAUGUCCCCGGCAAAAAUAAUGCUAAAUCAGCUGCUCUUUGGGAUGCUCUAGUUUAUAAACUGGAAUCCAAUACUUAACUGCACUGGAUUAUUUUUCCCUAGCAAACAUACUUUCUUGGCUAUCUGGCAACCUGGAAAGAAAGGACACUUACAGAUAUGUUUGAAAGAGGUCCUUUACAGGUUGUGUACGGUCUACCAGUAACACAUGUUCUCUUUCUGCCAUAUUUUUGUGUACUAUAACCAGUGAAUAUUUUAUUUUUAUUAAGGAUUUAUUUGUUUAUUUACUGAACUUUACUUAUGGAGGAUUUCUUGCAGUGUUACUUUAUUUUGUUGUGGUUUUUAUUUAAAUCAGAAUUGUAAAGUGGCUAUGUCUUUAUUAUCUGUUUUUAAAAACUGACUACCCUCAAGUGCCUUAAAUAUUUCACCCAAGGAUAGAGAUCGCUGGCUUCCUAUCAUAUUCUGGUGAGCCACUUUAUAAUGUUUUUAAAAUGUGAUUCUUUUUUUUUUAUUUCAUUAAUAUUAAUCUUUAAUGCACUUAACUGUUUUAUUUUUGUGAAUGAUUUAGUGAGAACUGGGUUUCAGGAAAACAUCUCAUUCAGUAUUGCCAAAUCUUUUGGCUUGUAGUAAAAGCUUCACAAUACUUACUGUGAUUUUUUUUUUUUUUCACUCCCCGCCCUUCCCCCCAGCAAAAAUCGUAGUUCAUCAUAAAGUAACUAGCUGAUUCAUCGUGACUUUCAUUUAAAAGCAAAUAUUCUGACCUUCACAAGAAAAUUUAGUAACACAGACUUAAAACUGUCUAGUAACAGAAUUUUGAUCUUAAUAGAUUAAACAUUAAUAGAUGCUUAAUGUUGGCCGUAUAUCAUCAGCUUUUUGUGUCCAAAUAACUUUUUAAGGAGAUGUGAAGCUAAGAAAAGGACGAAAGAAUUUUAAUCAACGUGUAUGUCAUUGUAAAAGUGUUAUAUCCAUUACAUGUUAGAGCCACUGGUUGUGUUUUAAUGCUGCCUUGCUGCUGUCCAGCAGGAAUCUCAACAAGAUCUGAAUGCUUAGUGGCAAAUGUGUUAGUGAUUUCUGUACCUAAACAAGAAGUGCUUUACAUCUGGUGGUGAGAUUGUGUGCCUAAUGGAGAAGCACAACAUCGCAAUAUGUCAGUCCUGUUGAUUAAAAUGUGUUGAAAAUUAGCGUUGUUUAGGAGGAAAUUUAGGUAGAAGAGAUGACUAAACAAAGGCAGAACAGAGCAGUGCUGUUCAUGUCCACACUGUCUCUGAAGUGUCAGCUAGUGUAGGAUAGUGCAGUUACCUGAGCGACUUGAGCCUUUUGCCCAAUUGCUGUGCAAUUUAACACAGCAACUCUUCAGUGAGCUGCCAUCUCAUUACAUAGCACCUGGGACAGGGACUUUGUUGUCUUGCUGUGGAAAUACAGUAGCUUUUCCAUUGGGAAUGUUGUAACCACUUUUGCUGCCCUAAAAUAUGUGGGAAAAACUUUCUGUGACAGCAACCUGGUAGUGUAGGUGUUAAUUUUUGUACUGAACCUACUUCAGCUAAAGAAGCCUUCAGAUUGGCAUAGUGAUCCCUUUGGGCUACUGUCUUGCAUCUCUGUGGUUUCUAACUCUGAUACUCAGUGCCAUGCUGAAUUCUGAUGACCACUAGUGCCUCUUGGUGCCUCGGAAAUAGAGGUCUCAUUAUUAAUAUAGUAAGAGUUGCGCAGAAUUGUCUGACUUCACUGCUCUCUAAAGUUUGUUAUCAGAGGGUGAGGGAGAAGCUACUGUAUCCUUGAAGGGAGCUGUGAAAUGUUGGUAAGCUCAUAGUAUGGUUUAGUUCCCAAAAUUUUGCCAGUUUUCUGAAACAUAGAUGGAACUGAACAGGCCAAGCUCUCUGUAAUUAUCCUUCUAUUUCAACCUUUUUGGGCAGAUGGAGAAAAUCCAAGUCUUAUAAUGUGUACUUACAGCCAUAUGAGAAUAUCCCAUCAAAUUUGAAAUGAAUAAGAUUGGGGGGGGGGGGAGGGGAAGAGCUAUGUGUGAAAUGCACAUUUAGAAAGCUGUCUGUGGUAAUCAAAAACUUAAAGCAUUGUUCAAGAAUUAUUUAGGGAAGAAAUUCUGCAUUCUGAGAAGCUCUUCCUUUAUACGAAUGUUUUCAUUCUGAAUGACCUGGUGCAUCAUUUCUCUGAGACCUAAAGGGAUAGGAAUAGUCCUUGGGAACUAAUAGAUAUUUUGGGGGGGAGGAGAGGAAGUGCAUCAUCUAGAGUACAACUUGAUUUCACAUACUAUUUGGGGGAAAAAUUGGUUUAGGAUGUGUCUGACCUAUUCUUGACAGUCUGAUGAAAAACUAUGGAUUUUUUUAUGAAAAAAAAUUUAACUUGAUGUAAAUCAGUAAUGUGAGUAUACCAAAGGAUGCAACUGUGGAUUUUGGAAGAGCGUUUUUAAAAUUUUAUUGAAAAUGAUCACAUAAGUGGUCUUUUCCUUGGGAUGGCAUAACAGCCUUCAACUUUUGUUUCCCUUGUGACUUUGAUACCACUUUUAGAAGUCAGCAGCUAUAAUGCAUAAUGCUGUUACAACAAGAUUAUUACAAGAUUAUGAAGUUGAACUAAAUAGUCCAAAAGCUGGAAUGGUGCUAUAUUUUUGGAUUUACAGUACUAAUAUGCUGCAUUAGUUUUCCCUGUCUGUCUUCUUCAAACUCCUUGGGUUUCAAGUGUGGUGUUUUCUGUUUUCCUUCUCCCCCCGCCCCCUUCUCUCUCUUGGUUUCAGCACUCUACAACAAGUAUGUAAUUUUGGUGAGAGAAUGAUCACACAUCUUUGGGCCUUCCUGGUGUCAUCUAAAACGUUAAUGCUUUUCAGCCAAUGUAAGGUAUUGACUGAUCUGUCUGUCUCCUCAUUUUCUUUCUGUUGGGUAUGUUAUUUUGAGCUUGCAACAAAAACAAUUCUUGAGUCUAGCCAAAAUCUUUGAAACCAUUAAAGCUAUCUGAAGGGUUCAAGACAAAUGUUCAAUUAAAAAUUAAAGUAAUUUCAGAUUUAUACUUGACCUCAAAUGGAUGUCCUUGCCUGCAUUUUGGCAUCCAGCUUCAGAAAAAUUGCUCCUUAAAGGAGCCUGCAUUUGAAGCACCAUGCUUUGAAAGUCUUACCUUGUGCUUGAUUGAAAACUUGCUUUUGUCAUACUGCUUGGUGGGUAUGCAACAUCGCCUUUUGAUAUGGGUAAUUCAUUCUUCUACCUUUUCCUUCCCUACCUCUCGCUCUCCUACAAAGAAAUACACCUAAAACAGCCAAGUCUUUUGGGUCUAACAUAGAAAAGAUUAAAAUUUUAGAAAUUACAUGUGACUUUUUUUUUGAGAACACGUUACAGAGGCUAGAAAGGCAGGAAAAUUUUUAGAAAGAGGAAAGUUAAGUAAAAUCCACCCUCUAAGUGAUGGAGGAGUGAAAUAGAGAGACAGGAAUGCAUUUAAGUAUUAUUAAUGCCUAUUUUAAAAAGGAAGUGGGCUGGAAAAUAGAGCUACAAAUGUCAGUUCCUUAGAGUGAAAUACCAGUGCUUGAAAGAAUUAGAAACACACCCAUUAAAAGCAAAACUCAGAUGUGGUAACUCUGUCUUCAAGCAGCUAGGGAUGGAAUCAAAAUACCUUAGCACCCUAGGUGACUUUCAGUGACUCCUCAGUCCUGGAUGUUAAAGCUAAUGAAUGGAUUUUUCUAAACGUGCUAUGUAUAAGGUAGUGCUAAGAGGAAACAUUCAGUAUAUGCAGUUAUUGGUCACUGUGCAACUGCUGCCGUGAGUAAAUGGCGUGAAGUGUGUUAAUGAAUUGAUACUGCUAGUGAGCUCUCAGAGGAUGAGUAAUUGGGCACUGAGUGGUUACAGCAGAGUUGGCAGUUGAAGUGUGUUAAUCACAGUGAUGACUUUAAUAGCAUUUAAUAGACACUUAUCUGAAUUCAAAGCCAGAUGAGAUAUUGCUCUUUUUAAAAGCAUUUCUAGUGCUAUUAGCUUUCUGUCAUGAAGAGCCACUAAAAUUUCUAUGGUGUGUGGGGGGUUUUUUUUGGGGGGUGGGGUGGGAGGGCCAGGAGGGAUUGGCCGUUUGGAAAAGUUCUUGCUCUUGCUUUCUGAAUUCUGUUAAUAAGUGAAUAAGUUGUUUGCAUUAGAAAACCCAUUUUCAGUUGAUAGUUUAAGGGAAAGCAGCUGUUUGGGGUUGAAACAUUGCUCCCAGAAAUCCUUUUAAAACAAACGAAAAGGUAUUUUCAAAAGGGGUGCCUGAGGAAGCAGGUAUUUCUAAAUGGUAUUGCCCCAAAGGCCUUAGCUUUUAAGGAACCAGCAAAUGCUGUCAAUAUGUAAAGCGGUUAUUGGGGUUGGUUGAGCUUGUUAAACUUUAAAUUAAGACUGCAACUCUACUGUGUAUAGGUGAGGUUUUGUUGGCUAGGUUACUCUGAUCCUUGUGGAUGCAGGUACUCAGUGCAUAGCGCAAGAUGGGGUAUAUUUGUUUUUGUAGUACUGAAGUAUCAAACAAAUGCUCUAGGGAGAAGGUGGGGGGAAUGUUAGCCACAACACAGCAUAUUGCAGAUGAUUCAUAUGUAAUUUAGCUCCAGUUAAGCCUGAAUUAAAUUUCCCUUCUUAGUUCUAUUCUAUUACUGCAUAGCUGUCCCUUUCCAAAGUGGGCCUGUGCUGUCAAGCAAAAUCCUACUAGGAAGUACUGGUCCCAGUCCCCUUUGUCAGGAGCAAACAACUCUUGAUGGACAAAAUCUCUUUCAGGAAGGGUGGGAGAGGGAGAAAAGGGAGUUUUCAAAUGACUGCAAAACUUCCUAAUCUAUGCUAAGUUAUGUAUUCUCUCUAAACAUUUUUAUAGCUCAUCUGGUACCAUUUGAAUAACGAUGCUAAAGAUGAUCGCUUUUCCGCCAAACUGGUCUUAAUCUUUAAAACCGACAGCACAGAAAACAUGAGCAUAGUCCUCCCUGCUUUCCCAAAUCUAGCCACUAAAACAGCUGGCCCUGCUGAGUUUUUGUUUUGUAAUGUAGACAGCACUAAGGGCUAAGCCAGCCACUUCCCGCAUAUGUUUUGAUUGUUUUUAAUAUAUUUGUUGGAUUCUACUUUAGCUAAAGGUAUUUCUAUUGAUUUCAGUCAUGUCAUCUGAAAAGCAUUCAAAUGGAGAUGUGAGGAAGUGGAUCUGAACGUGUAUCUGUCAGAGACACUUCUAAAAGGCCUAUCAGCUCAUUUUAAGGCAGUAUUUUAAGAUCUUCACCUUAUCUCACUGAAUAGCAUGGGAAGCCAAAAGCUUACAGAGAAUCCUUUAAACCUUUACCUUGCCGUGACCCACCAGAACCUGCAAGCGCACAAGGCCUCCCCUAAGCCAUUUCAUGUUGCCAGUUUAAUGUGUAGGUUUUCCAAUCUGUGCAUGCUGCUGCUGGUGCACACAAAAAUAAACAAAAGACAGCUGUGUUGGCAGCCUAGGAAAUUUAGCAAGAUGCAGCUUUUGUCAAACAGAAGAGAGUAAAAUCAAUAGAGAAAGAAAUGUUUGCAUUCCAAGAAGCUUGAAAACAAUGGAAUAAAAAAAUGCAACCUCAAAGAGUUGGCAGUGCACUGUCAACUUAAAACCACUGUUUCAAGCAAAUGAAUUUGUCUGCUUUGUAAUGUUUGCUUUAUUUUGCUAACAAACUGCCUUUAGCCAAGGUUUCAUGUCUUUUUGCUGAUACGCCCUUUUUAGUCUGGAGAAGAUAUAUUUAACUUUCUGAGGAGCUGAAUGAAUCUGGGUUUUGUGACUAUUCUAGUUAGAUUAUGAUUAUUGAAUUUUCUCUCAACUGUUAAGCCUGAUUACUGAUUCCCAGCAGAUGUUAAUAUAGCAAGUACUGACCUUAUUAAUGAUUUGAAUGGCUCUGCAUUGCCAUGCACAAGAACAUCAGUUGUUCCUGUUCUAGUGGAUCACUUCAUAAAGUUUGUUACCAUUUGGAUGGCAGUGCAUUAGGCAUGUGGAAGGCUUGUCACUAUGGCAAAUGGAGCUGGAAUGUCUGACCAUUACUGCCAGGAGGAGGUAUUUAUCCUAUCACCUAAAGAGUGGUGAUUCCUUUGGGAUAUCUAAGCAUAGAGAUAACAGCUAGGAAACUAGAGGGAUCUUAUGGGGGCCUUCUCAGGGCAAUUAGAUACUGUGGCUUCUCUUUUGUAUUGCUGUUUCCUAACUCUGUGAAAAGGCUUAAAGUUCUGCUUAAUAUGGGAUGGUUAAUGCUGCUAUCUUUUUUUUUCCUUGUGGGUUUGAAAUUUUUAACCCCCAACAAAACAAACAUCUAGCUAUUAUUAAAAAUAGGAAAAUUUUAUGCUGAAAGCAUAUAGCUUUUCUUAUUUCCUCUUCUGAAAAAAUCAGUCCUGCUCUAACUCCUCCUUAUUCUCUUCCCAGUCUCCUUUUUCUUCUACCUUGUAUGUGCCAGCUGAAAAAAAAAAUGCUGCUUCAGAGACAUUAAACUCCAUUGGCUGUUAAGUUGCUGUAGUUGCCUUUUUGUAAUUUGUAUUUCAUCUGUGUUUGUAGUGAGUGCGAUCUGAUUCUUGGAGGUCUGCAACUCCAAGAGUGUAGAAAGUACCAUGUCAGCUAGGAAGAUGCAAGACUACAACUGGUGUCUUUUUGACACUCACCAGUAUUGGAUAUGCAGGAGGAAAAUCCUAUUAUUUGCAUGUUAUUACAUAGGAGUACUUAUGCUUGCUUCAGGAAACAGGAGCUCUCUUAUCCUGACUACAGGACUUGAGAAGUGUUCUUGUCUCUGUAUCCUUUUGUUCCAGCAGAAUUGUAUUUUUAACCGUUUGCACUGUUUAGGGGAAAAACAAAACAAAGCCCACUUUCCAAGUUUCUUUACCUCCUCAGUUCUCCUUCUUUCCUGCCUACCUGACUGAACAGACAAGUUGGUAACUGUAGCAUACUAUGUGGCUAAUCAGCCUUUCAGCUAAUGUAAUUCUGCAGUGUCUGGUCAGUAUGAGAACUUCAAUCCUGUACUUACUUAGCGGUAAAUUAGACUUUUGUAACUACUUCUGCUGACUUAAAAAUAUGUGUUCUUAUCAGUAUUAAAAUAGUCCAAGAGCGGAACUGUUGCUUUAGGCACAUUUCUUGCCACUGUGUUGGCUAACGAACCUUGCAUGAAAGUAAGAGGGCCAGUGACUUUGAAAUAGGAGCUGUUAGCCAAGCGUUGUGGAAUCCUAGUCCUUAUUUAUUUUGUAUGUUAAUCUGCACUUGUGACCUUAAGCAGAAGAGCUGUGUUACAGCAGGUUUUGUAAGCUGUGGCUUAACCAGUUAUCUAGUUCCUUAAAACUCUUCUUAUUCAAGCUGACUGGUUUAGUGCACAAGUCAAAAACCUGUUGUUAGUGAUCAUUACAUGCUAUGCAUAUUGUAUGUUUGUUUAUGUGGAUUGUUCUAAUAGUGCUUGUGUGUAUUUUGCUAUAUUACUGUAUUUUAUAUAUAUAUUUAUAUAUAUAAAUAUAUAUAUAAUGUAUUGCAUGAGGUUUAAUUGUUGAAUUUUUUUGUAUUGUCACUUUUGUAUUCACAGAGUGCCUCAUGUAUCUAUUUGCAUAUUGCAAGGAAUGUUUCAAAGCAAUGAUUGGAAACAAGUGGGGAUAAGAGCUCUCCAAUGUAGGAUCUGAUGUUUUUUGAAGUAUUAAUAAAGCAUAGUGAUUUGGA
This is a messenger RNA of Dromaius novaehollandiae (emu), 9745 nucleotides long. It is a transcript of the gene PPM1F, whose product is annotated as protein phosphatase, Mg2+/Mn2+ dependent 1F. The coding region runs from base 155 to 1462 and encodes 435 amino acids. Gene Ontology annotation, molecular function: cation binding; protein serine/threonine phosphatase activity. The transcript has 7 exons. Gene Ontology annotation, biological process: protein dephosphorylation; negative regulation of protein kinase activity. Gene Ontology annotation, cellular component: nucleus; cytosol. The record is from RefSeq and is a predicted model, not a curated record. Lineage: Eukaryota; Metazoa; Chordata; Aves; Casuariiformes; Dromaiidae.